Messenger RNA from Scutellospora calospora, 541 nucleotides. Lineage: Eukaryota; Fungi; Glomeromycota; Glomeromycetes; Diversisporales; Gigasporaceae. The record is from the annotation of a GenBank genome assembly.
AUGUUACCAUCAGAAGAAUUUUUACCAAGUUACCUUCGUUAUAGUCCAAUAAUUAAAUAUAAAAAUACUUCAUAUAAGCAACUUUCAUUACCUACACAUUGGAAUUCAACGGAUUGUUGGCCUUAUAUAACUAUUAUAGAUCAAGAACAGUUAAAACUUCAAUAUAAUGGACCAGGAAUAACUUCAUCAGAUGCUGCCGCAGUCAGAACUAAUAACCCUAUUCCACCAGAAGUUGGUUUAUAUUAUUUUGAAAUAACCGUCUUAGAUAGAGGAGAAAAUGGAUGUAUUGGGAUCGGAUAUUGUAAUUCAACUGUUGAACUUAAUAUAUUACCAGGAUGGGUUGAUGACGCAAUUGGAUAUCAUGGAGCUAAUGGUCGAUUAUCUUGUGAAACGGGAGCUGGCGACAUAUUUGGACCUUGUUACGGUACCGGAGAUACAGUUGGUUGUGGAAUUAAUUUUCUUAACAUGGAAAUUUUUUUCACAAAAAAUGGUAUAAACAUAGGUAGAGGUCCAUUUUUAUAUUUUGAAACUUAUUCUUACG